GGAAAAGUGCAAGUUCAAGUAAAUGAGAUGCUUCAAGAAAAUACACAAGCAAAACCAUUUCCAAAAAUACAACCAAACCCUGUUUCAUCAGUUAUAGGAAAAAGAAAACACCAUAAACAUUACACUUUCACCACCCCAAAAAUUGUAGCAGGACUCAUUUGAUCCUUCAGCCUUGUAAAGAUCAAGAUCCAAUUUUUCUAUUAGCUAGCUUUCUGUUUUGUGUGUGUGUGUGUUUUAGUUUUGCCACAUUCAUAACACAGGUUUAUUUGAAGGUCUAAUGGGAUGGAAAAAUCCAAGGUUGGAGAGGAAAAGUGGGGGGAUCCAGACACAAGGCACUCCUUCUACCAAAUUAUGUGGUUUCAAAAUCUGACUGAGCUGCAAAUUCCAACCAAGUUCUUCAAUGAACACUUAGCAAGUGAGGAGGAAACUGAAAGGGUGACCCUGAGGGGUCCUUGUGGAAGUUGGGCUGCCAAGAUGGAGCGGAGAGAUGACGGCGUCUAUCUCGUCCAAGGAUGGAAAGAUUUUGUGGAAAGUCACAGCUUAGGCAGAGCAGAGUGGGCAGAAUUCCUGUACAAUGGUGGGAUGUCUUUUGAUGUGAAGAUCUAUGGUUGUAAUGGUUGGCUGAAAAGCUACAAGAAAGCCGCCUCUGAAGAAGGCACGCCUUCUUUCACCUCGUCUUUCCCCUUCUUCAAACACGUGAUGAAAGGCCACAAUGUUGGCCACAAAUGCACCAUGCUGAUCUCAAAGGCCUUUUCAAGAAAGCAUCUGUCUAUGUCCAGACAGGAAAUGCUGCUGAGGGACUCUGAUGGGGUUUCUUGGGCAGUCACCGCUGUCGUCGUGAGCAGCGGUCAUCUUUCCCUGUGCGGAGGAUGGAAGGCCUUUACAGAUGCUCAUUCGAUCAAGAAAGGCAACACCUGCAUUUUCGAGCUGGUCGAGCAGAAAGUGAUGCAAGUCCACAUUCUCAGAUGAAACCAACAAGCUAGAAUCUUUUGAUCAUGUAAUGAAAACUACAAUGUGUUUCCAUGUGAAGUUAUUAUGCAAUCUUGUUUUAACUUAGUUUGCACCAUUUGGUAGGAAAUGAGUCAAUCUGUCAAGCUUCCUUGUUUUCAACAUACCAUUUUGCAGGGUUUAUUUCAAAAUCAAUAAGAGAGUAGUAACAAAUGUGCUGAAGAUACUAACAAGCAAAUUUUAUAUAUUGAAAAGAAGUAAAAAUGUUGUAUCGUAUAUACACAGCCUAAAACAAAAAUCACCACCAGUCUCUGCAAGAGCACACGCCAUCACGGAAAAUAUGAAAGCGUUUGGCAUCCUUUAUAACCAGAACUCGUGCAUAGGCUUUGGAGACAAACUUACUAGCUAAGUGGCAAUCAUCGCAAAUCCUUAGAUUUUUUGUGAUCCGAACUACUGCUCCCGGCUUAGUCCUCAUCAGUCCAAAAGCAAUAGCCAGCUUCUCGCUGUGGUGAAACAGAAUAUCUCUCUUCACAUCAUCCGACACAUCUAGGAGCACAGAGUCGGUAUCAGGCUCAUACCCUGCAGCUUUUAUCUUCAAAAUCAAGCCUUUAAGGAAGUCCCUAAUCUCUAGGUAGUGAGGAUGGUCUGUCUGGCUUGCCAUGAAUGUGAACAUUUCUCCAUUUAUUUCCAUAGAACUAAGGCCAGGGUUCUUCUUCAAGUUGCUCGAUUUCAAAGAUAUUCUACUCAUUCUAGCACAAUCCCAAUUUCCAGCCAAAGCAUGCAUGUUUGAGAGCAAUAUAUAGUGCCCUGCAUCAUUAGGUUUCAACUCAAUAAGUUCUCGAGAGAUCUCAUCUCCCAGCUCAAAGUUCCUGUGGAUUUUACAAGCAGUAAGCAGAGAACUGUAUAUCUCAAGCCCCGGUUGCAGAUGCAUCCUCUUCGUGAGCAAGUAAGCAUCAUAUAUUCGCCCAGAACGGCCAAGAAGGUCUACAACACAGGCAUAGUGCUUCAAAUUAGGAAUCAAGUUCCAAACUUUAGUCAUUUGAUCAAAGAUUCGGAGCCCUUGCUCGACCAGGCCAGCAUGACUACAAGCACACAGGACUGAUACCAAUGUCGACUCAUCUGGGCUUAGGCCCGAAUCCUUCAUCUUUAAGAAUGUGACUAUGGCUUCAUUCCCACAACCAAUCAUGCCAUAACCAGAUAUCAGCGCGUUCCAACAUGCUGCAUCUCUCUCUACCAUACCUCCAAAGUAUCUUUUUGCAUCUAUCAUACUUGCACAGUUAGCAUACAUAUCUAUUACAGCUGAACCAACAAAAAGAUCAUCUUGAAAACCAGUUUUCAACACCAGGGCGUGCAUUCGCCUACCCUGCUGCAAAGCUCCAGAACAGCUGCAACCCGAAAGCAUAGUUAUAAGAGAAACAUAAUCUAUCAUGUUUUCUCCCAUCAUCUUGUUGAAAUGUUCAAUGGUCCUUCGCCAAUUGCCACUCCUCGAAAACCCUCUCAACAUCGAAGUCCAAGCAACCAAGUCCUUCUUAUUGAUCUCCUCAAAUAUACGAUAAGCAUCAUUCACAAAGUUUCCAUUUAUAUACAAUCCCAUCAAAGCAGUUCUAAUUAGUGGAUCAUUCUCAUAUCCACUUCGAACUAUUAAGCCGUGGAUUCCACUUCCUACUCUGAAAUCCUCUAAACUGAUCAAGCUCAUCACAGUAAAAAUAUCACCAGACAUCCCUUUCCUCUUCAUCAAAUUGAACAUCCGCAACGCUUCCUCUCCAUAUCCAUUAUCUGAGUAGCCUGAAAUGAUUGCAUUCCACGAGACCACAUUUCUCACAGACAUAUUGUCAAACACAUUCCUCGCAAUUCUCAUGCACCCAAAUUUUGAAUACAUAUCAAUUAAACCUGUUUCCACAAACACAUUAUCACCGAAAUUGCAUCUUAUCCAGUAACAAUGCACAGAUUUCCCCAACAAAACCCUCCCUAAUUUUCCGAAUGCGGGCAAAACACUUGCUAUUGUUAUCUCAUUCGGCCUAAUUUGUAGAACCAUCAUCCCAUAAAACACCUCAACAGCUUCGAAGAAACGGCCAUUUUUCGUGAGACCAGAUAGCAAAAUCGUCCAAGACACCAAAUUUUUGUUCGGAAUUUGAGAAAAUAUAAUCUGGGCUUUCGAUACAAGUCCGCAAGAAGCAUAUGCAUUCAUCAACCUGUUGCAUAGGAAAACAUUUUCAGAGAGAUUUGACACGAUUAUAUGACCAUGGGCUUGAUGCAGAGGCUUUACAUCUCUAAUCUUUUGGAGAAUCGAUGCCUGCGACAUUUGAGUUGAAUAAUAUUUUAGGCGAAGUUUUAGAUGCAGAAGAAAGUGUGCGUUUUGGCGCCAUGAGAAACGGGUAGGAUGCUUGUGAAAACAGUUCAUUUAC
This is a messenger RNA of Salvia miltiorrhiza (redroot sage), 3353 nucleotides long. Its product is annotated as B3 domain-containing protein REM6-like. The record is from RefSeq and is a predicted model, not a curated record. The coding region runs from base 283 to 969 and encodes 228 amino acids. Gene Ontology annotation, molecular function: DNA binding. NCBI's taxonomy places the organism in Eukaryota, Viridiplantae, Streptophyta, Magnoliopsida, Lamiales, Lamiaceae. The transcript is spliced from 3 exons.